GGUCCAAUGUGGAUAAGUGAAGCUGUUUGGAACGAAUGUGGAAAACUUAAAGGAGACUGGAAGUCCUGUGCGAGAGAUUCUGUUACUUGCACAAAGGAGUGUGUGAAGAACUACCUAAAUAAAUAUAGAACACGCUGUACUGGAAAACCUGCCGACCAAAUUACUUGUGAAGAAGAUGCGAAACUAUAUAUGGCAGGUCCACCAAAUGGAUGCAAAAGUACAUCGUCCUCGGCAACAAACUAUUGGAUUUCUGUUCAACAAUGUUUACCCGUAUCAAAGCCAUAUGAUUGCAUCGACUGUAUGUGUGAGGCAUCCGGUUGCCAGAAAUAUCUUGGUAAAUGUACCAACGACCAGGGGACUUGGAGAUGUGGUCCAAUGUGGAUAAGUGAAGCUGUUUGGAACGAAUGUGGAAAACUUAAAGGAGACUGGAAGUCCUGUGCGAGAGAUUCUGUUACUUGCACAAAGGAGUGUGUGAAGAACUACCUAAAUAAAUAUAGAACACGCUGUACUGGAAAACCUGCCGACCAAAUUACUUGUGAAGAAGAUGCGAAACUUUAUAUGGCAGGGCCACCAAAUGGUUGCAAAAGUACAUCGUCCUCAGCAUCAAACUAUUGGAAUUCCGUUCAAAAAUGUUUACCCGUAUCAAAGCCAUGUAAGCAAAAGUUUUUCCAUCUUUGUAAGAUAUGGCACUAUUCGUGAAGAUAUUUUU
Molecule: messenger RNA, 709 nt
Organism: Owenia fusiformis
Lineage: Eukaryota; Metazoa; Annelida; Polychaeta; Sabellida; Oweniidae
Source: the annotation of a GenBank genome assembly